AUGUAAAAUAACAUAUUUGAACCAGCCACAACGGAUCUCAACACAAUCCAGAAAUUUCAAUUGCACUCCAAAUUUCUAUCAAAAAAUAAUGUUCCUGUAGAAAUCAUGUGCUAUCAAAAUCUAUUAUUUAAAAAGGUAGUUCUAGAUAUUAUCUCUAGUCUCAAAAAUCAUUUAAAAUGACAAAACUUAAUAGCACCUUGAGAUAUUAAAUCAAACAUGAAUCCACUUCCAUUAUUUUAAGAUUAGAAAAAGAUGAUUGCUAAUUCAAAGAAUAUUUAUUUCUAGAUAAGUCUGAACCUUGGGAAUUAAAAUUAAAAUCCUCUCUUCCCUAAUUGGAUUACUAAACCUAUUAUGAACUUGAGAAAUUGAUAGGAAGUGGAAGUUUUGCUUCUGUUUACAUAGCUAAACGAAAGGCUGAUGGUGUUAAAUUAGCUAUCAAAGCCUUCCUUAAGAAAAUGCUAAUACAAAAAGACCCUGAUAAAUGGAGAGUAUUUCAUUCUAAUAUAUAACUUAAUAGGAAACCAUAGACAAUGAAAUAAGGGUCAUGAAAUCCUUAGAUCACACCAGUAUAUUAAAAUGCUACGAUCACUUUGAAAACAGAGCCCAAUGCUACAUUGUAAUGGAUUUGGCCAGAGGUGGAACUCUGGAACAAGGAUUAAAGAAAUUGGAAGAGCCUUUGCCUUUCCUGACUGCCAAAGUGAUAUUCCGAUAAAUUGUUGAAGCAAUCAAACAUAUGCAUGAACGAGGAUACAUGCAUCGAGAUCUAAAGCCAAGCAAUAUACUUCUUAAGAGACCCAUGGCAUUGAAGUAAUUCUCAUUGAUUGCACAAACCGAUCCUAAUAUUGUAGUAAGCGACUUUGGAGUAAGUUCAGAAAUUAAGAAAGAUAUGGAUAUUGGAAAAUACUGCGGAUCUCCUGGUUUCAUGGCGCCUGAAGUGAUUCUCUGUGAAAAUAAUAAAAAUUUAACUUAUGAUGAGAAAUGUGAUAUCUUUAGUUUGGGAUGCAUUUUCUAUAGAUUGUAACGCAUAUCCCUAAUUUAGAAUAACAAAUAAACCAUUAUUUAAUGGAUAGAAUUCAUUGGCCAUGAAAUAGUAGAAUAAAGAAUGCAAUCUAGAUUGGACUAAAAUCCACGAAGAACUAUAUUUGAAUCAAGCUUUGACUAAUUUAUUAAGCAAAAUGUUAUCCCUAGAUCCCGGAAAGAGACCAUCAUGUGAAGACAUAUUAAAUAGCAAGAUCUUAUAAGUCUAGUUGGAUAAUGAAGGCUGUCCAUUAUUCAUCAAUUACAAGAAACCUAAGUCUUCCUCGAUACAGUAGAUAAAGACUGCUAGACCAUCAAUUAAAUCAAAUAGCAAUUCUAAAUUACCAUAGUUAUCACCUAAUCAUUUUACAUUUAAUAAUCAUAACAAUAAUCAUACUAACAAAAGAUCAGGCAAUUUUUUAUUACCACCUAUUAAUAGUAGAUUAUAGACUGAAUAAAGCUAAUAUUGA
Molecule: messenger RNA, 1487 nt
Organism: Paramecium octaurelia
Lineage: Eukaryota; Ciliophora; Oligohymenophorea; Peniculida; Parameciidae
Source: the annotation of a GenBank genome assembly